This is a messenger RNA of Oryctolagus cuniculus (rabbit), 3048 nucleotides long. RefSeq names its product glycerol-3-phosphate acyltransferase 3 (gene GPAT3). The record is from RefSeq and is a predicted model, not a curated record. Lineage: Eukaryota; Metazoa; Chordata; Mammalia; Lagomorpha; Leporidae. Gene Ontology annotation, molecular function: glycerol-3-phosphate O-acyltransferase activity. Gene Ontology annotation, biological process: triglyceride biosynthetic process. Gene Ontology annotation, cellular component: endoplasmic reticulum.
AAGGGAGCAGCCGAGGGGUCUGUCAGGCAGAUGGCGGCCGAGCGGAUUAAGAGUCUGGUGGAGGGAGCUUGCUACUCUCUGGAGAAGCAAGAUUCAGCCCCACAGCUUCGGAGGGGAGGCAGGCGUGAGAGCCUCUGAUGCGACAUAAACGGCUGCUCGUCCGCCUUUCCCUCGUCUGCCCUUUCAGUCGUUUUUAUACACCCGCGCAAACAAGAUCGUCCAAGUGGUUGAUUCCGGGGGCGAAGGAAAGCGGAUGGAAAAGCCCCAGAAAGAAAGCAGACGUGCUGGGGAAGGCGUGGCGCGGGGGAAGGAGGGAGGCCGUCCUGCGGGAUGCGGCUCUGGACCUGGGAGCUCCCCGUUGGGUGGCGGAGGAGGUGGGGCGAGGGCAGCGCGUUGAAAAGCCGGAACGCAGCCAGCCACCCGCACAGCCCGCAGCCCGGAGGCGGCGGAGCUGGGCGCCCGCAGGGAUCCUCGCUCCGGGAGCGCCCGCAGGUGAGUGCCGAGAGGCUGCGGCGGCUGCGGCACUGACUUUCCGGGGGCUGGGCUUGCGCUCCGCUCCCGCAGCCCUCCCUGGCCUGCCCGGGGACCGCGCAACGUCGCGCUCGGACCUCCACCGCGGAUCUCUCGAGCGCGUGCGGCGAGCCAUGGACGGCGCAGACCUGGCCGGGAAGAUCCUGUCCACCUGGCUGACGCUGGUGCUCGGCCUCAUCCUGUUACCUUCGGCCUUUGGCGUGUCCCUGGGCAUCUCUGAGAUCUACAUGAAGAUCCUGGUGAAAACUUUAGAGUGGGCCACGAUACGCAUUGAAAAAGGAACCCCAAAGGAGUCAGUUCUUAAAAAUUCAGCCUCUGUUGGUAUUAUCCAAAGAGAUGAGUCACCCAUGGAGAAAGGGCUCUCUGGUCUGCGAGGAAGGGACUUUGAGCUCUCUGAUGUGUUUUAUUUCUCCAAGAAGGGGUUGGAAGCCAUUGUGGAAGAUGAAGUGACCCAGAGGUUCUCCUCAGAGGAGCUAGUGUCAUGGAAUCUCCUCACAAGAACCAACAUAAAUUUCCAGUACAUCAGCCUGCGACUCACUAUGGUGUGGGUGCUGGGUGUCUUAGUACGCUAUUGUGUCCUACUGCCUCUGAGGGUUACCUUGGCUUUUAUUGGGAUCAGUUUGCUGGUCAUUGGAACUACGUUGGUUGGGCAGCUGCCAGACAGCAGCCUCAAAAACUGGCUGAGUGAACUGGUGCAUCUGACUUGCUGCCGGAUCUGUGUGCGAUCCCUUUCUGGUACCAUUCAUUAUCAUAACAAGCAGUACAGACCCCAGAAGGGUGGCAUUUGUGUUGCGAACCACACCUCCCCAAUAGAUGUUUUGAUCUUGACGACAGAUGGAUGUUAUGCCAUGGUUGGCCAGGUUCAUGGUGGAUUGAUGGGAAUUAUUCAGAGAGCUAUGGUGAAGGCUUGUCCCCACGUCUGGUUUGAACGCUCGGAAAUGAAGGACCGACAUCUGGUUACUAAGAGAUUAAAAGAACAUAUUGCGGACAAGAAAAAAUUACCCAUAUUAAUCUUUCCUGAAGGAACCUGCAUCAAUAAUACUUCAGUGAUGAUGUUUAAAAAGGGAAGCUUUGAAAUUGGAGGAACCAUCCACCCAGUUGCCAUAAAGUAUAACCCUCAGUUUGGAGAUGCAUUUUGGAAUAGCAGUAAAUACAAUAUGGUGAGCUACCUGCUUCGAAUGAUGACCAGCUGGGCCAUCGUCUGCGACGUGUGGUACAUGCCUCCCAUGACCAGAGAGGAAGGAGAAGAUGCAGUUCAGUUUGCGAAUAGGGUGAAGUCUGCUAUUGCUGUACAAGGAGGGCUGACUGAACUACCCUGGGAUGGAGGUCUGAAGAGAGGAAAGGUGAAGGACACCUUUAAGGAAGAACAGCAGAAGAAUUACAGCAAGAUGAUCGUGGGCAACGGGUCUCUCAACUCAGAGUCGGACUGAUGACCCCUUGUAGAAAAUCCUGGCUUCCCAGAGAACUUUCUUUAGAAAUGGAAUGGGUUUUGGGGGGCAGGGUAUUUUGUUUUGUUUUGCUGUUUUUAAAAAGUUGUCAAUCUUUUCUACAGGAUGAUUGUUUCUACCUCUUUAUGCCAGAGGCAGAACCUACAGGUGCCCUUUUGGCUUUCAAUGUUGUUAUAGCAAUAGCCCCAUGAACUAACUGUUAGGUAGUUUACAGAGUUAAAGUUUUGUCUUUUGUAAAAUGAUUGAAUCAUCAUUGAUUGAACAAAAUAUUUAUGCAGGAAAAAGUGCUUUUGAAGCGUGUUUGGUACUUGUUGAUAUGAUAAUCUCGAAAAAUACUCCAAACUCUGUUUUCAUAAUUAGCAUCUGCCCUGCCUUCGGACUCCUCAACGGUAGGUUGAUGCACACAGCCAUAGCAGGUUACUUUUGUGUUCUGUUCUACCUAGCGUGAGUUUGGGAAUGUCACCUGACCUGAAAGUGAAAAGAAAAUGUAACAUUUCUUACUUCUGUAUUGGAAGAGAAAUACUAUUUAGUUAGCUUCACCAAAGAAAAGUGAGUCAAAUAUGCCUAUGCAUUUACAUGUAGGCAACUCCCAAAUCAAUACUUUUUUAGUUAGCAACUGGUAAUAAAAACCUUAGAUAGUUUUCCUCAUCCGUGCCCAAAUCUAAAGUCUCUGUUCCCGUGUCAUCUAUGGAUUGGUUUUUGUUUGUUUUAAAAUUUUUUUUUUUUUUUUGUAAUAACACAUUUUCAAGUAGAAGGAAUCAGUAAGUGUUGCUGGUAUGGAUGAGUGAAUGCAUGUGGAGUCACCCCUCACCUGCACCCCUCUGUGGUUAAUUCCUGAACUUUCCUAGUCUCUUAAGCAGAAAAAUGAGUGGUAUGAUUACCUUUUAGAAACUGAGCCUUAAAAUUUUUACAGGGGGGAAGUGAGUGCCCCCCUGACUCAGAGUAAGCAACGUGUGAUAGCAAAGGUAUGCCUUCAUAAAUGCUCAAGAGUGUUCUCUCUCUUCUGGUAACCAUGUUCAGAAUGUGAAACCGUCGUUCCAGGAUUAUAAAUAAAUUUUAUAUUUUUAAA